This is a messenger RNA of Camellia sinensis, 1601 nucleotides long. The record is from RefSeq and is a predicted model, not a curated record. Lineage: Eukaryota; Viridiplantae; Streptophyta; Magnoliopsida; Ericales; Theaceae.
ACAAAAACAGGCUGACGUUAAUUUUUUGCUUUAGGCCCCAUUUGUGGUUGAGCCGACCUAUUUGUAGGUUGAAGCUUUUCUCAAUUUCUUCCUUCAUCGACCACCAAUUAAUGCAUGCAUAAGGGAAACAUUGAGCUGAUUGUGUAUUCCUUUGUCUUUCUAAUAAUUGUCACUAGGAAAAGAACGAGAAGAUAGAAAAUUAGACACAGCUGGUUGUGGACUUGAAAUGGAAAACUCAAGUUCAAAUCAUGAGAUCAAAGAUAACUACGGCGAAUUGGAAAAUUCCAUUAGACAAUUGUUAACAUGCUUGCCACCAUCGUCGCCUCUUGCUGAGAAUUGUAUCUGUCGAGUUCCCAGAAAACUUCGCCAAUUAAACGAAGCGGCCUACACACCUCAGAUGGUUUCUAUCGGACCUCUUCAUCAUGGUGAAAAACACUUGAAAGGCAUGGAAGAGCAAAAGAUGAGGUGUUUACAGUCAUUUCUUGCUUGUGAAACAAUUAAUUUGGAGGAUUGUGUUAAAAUGAUAAAGAAUUGGGAAAGAACAAUCCGGAAUUGUUAUGCAGAAAGCAUUAAGCUUAGCAGUGAUGAAUUUGUCGAAAUGAUUCUACUCGAUAGCAGUUUCAUCAUUGUGGCCAUGGUGGAGUCCGACUUGGAAUACUUUCUGGGAUCAGACUUGCUAUUACUUGAAAAUCAGCUUCCCUUCUUUGUUCUUGAGGGACUUUUUAACAUAGCCUUCAACUCUCAACUUUCAUUUCUAGAACUUUCAGUAGCGCAAUUCAAAAAUUUCUUUAUCACUAAUCACAAACCUGAUUUAAAGCGAAUCACAAGAAGAUCGGGUGUACGACAUUUUAAUGAUUUAUUGAGGAUAUAUCAUGCACCAUUAUCUCAAAGGCCAGUGCCAACAAACAAAUAUAAGUACCUACGAAUUCAAAAUGCAGCAGCACUUCACAAGGCCGGAGUGAAGUUUGAGGUUGGCUCCUCAUCCGAAUGUUUGCUCGACAUACAAUUUAAUAAAGGAGUGUUGAAAAUCCCACACUUGUGCAUAACAGACAAUACAGAACAAUUGCUUAGAAACAUCAUUGCUUUGGAGUGGUAUCUUCAUGGACAGAACAGCUACAUAAUUGAUUACGUUGGUUUCAUGGAGAACCUUAUUGACACCCCUGAAGAUGUAAAAAUCCUUGAAAAGAAUGGAAUCUUGGAGCACUGGCUUGGUGACAAAUCUGCUGUUUCGAACCUAUUUAACAAUCUUACAACACAUGUUCCUAUGAAGAGUGACAAUUACUACUUUUAUGGCAUUUCUGAACAUUUGAAUUCGUAUUGCAAGGUUCCUUGGCACAAUUGGAAAGCAACACUAAAACGAGAUUAUUUUAGUAGCCCGUGGAGAGUUGCUUCAACAGUUGCUGCAAUUGUAUUACUUAUGCUUACUUUCAUACAGGCCAUUUGCUCUAUCAUCUCCCUUUGAAUUUAAGACACUUAUGUUUGUCUACGUAUGUAUUUGAAUUCUACUACUGUGUUCUAUUAUUGUUUGUUUUGACAUUCUAUUGUUUUCAAUUGUAUGUUCAAGUUGUUUUUCUAUGGUUGUAUUAAUAGAAAUAAUAGAA